Pipistrellus nathusii (Nathusius's pipistrelle) is the source of this 1407-nucleotide messenger RNA. The record is from the annotation of a GenBank genome assembly. Lineage: Eukaryota; Metazoa; Chordata; Mammalia; Chiroptera; Vespertilionidae.
AUGGCUGCGCUUCUCUUCCUCGGCUUGCUGAUGGCCCCGGGUGCAGGGAGCCACCCUCUGGAUACCCCCCACAGUCCGCACGAGCUGCCCCCAGGCCUCUCCAAAAACCUCAAUGCCACCUUCUUCGAUGGGAUGUUCAAAAACGUGGAGAGUGCGACCGAGAUUUUCGACUGCCUGGGCUCCCACUUCACCUGGCUGCAGGCCGUCUUCACCAACUUCCCGGCGCUGCUGCAGUUCGUGAGCGGCCUGCGCUGCGUGGCCGGCCUCUGCCCCCGGGACCUGGAGGACUACGGCUGCGCCUGCCGCUUCGAGAUGGAAGGGCUGCCCGUGGACGAGUCUGACCGCUGCUGCUUCCAGCACCGCAGGUGCCACGAGGAGGCUGCCGAGAUGGACUGUAUCCAAGACGCCACCAAGGUCAGCACAGAUGUCAACUGCGUCAUCAAGAAGGUCACGUGUGAGUCCAGGGACCCUUGUGAGCACCUGCUGUGCACCUGCGACAAGGCUGCCAUCGAGUGCCUGGCCCAGUCCACCAUCAACUCCUCCCUGAGCCUGCUGGACACCGCCUUCUGCCUGGCGCCACCAGCGGCGGAACCUGCGGAGCCCACAGACGCCAGCCUGGUGGCCCUCUCAGGGGAAGGAGCAGAACCGCUCCAAGACCAGGAGGGCACGGAAGCCGAGAGGACCACAACCCCUGCGGGGUCCGCAGAGAUUGCUGCCACAGCUGGAGGUGUGGCCGUGGUCCCCGGCGGCAUGACAUCUUUGGGGCUGGCCGGGCCAUCCGUCAGAAGCCGUCCUGAGGAGACGACUGGGAAAGCCUGUGCCAGGUCCGCCGGCCUGCCCCGGGGCGCGGGGGAGGACACCUGGGUAACGCUGCAGCUGGGACAGAUGCUCUUCUGCCUGACCGCCCGGUGCCCCGAGGAGUUCGACUCUUACGGCUGCUACUGUGGGCAAGAAGGACGCGGCGAACCCAGGGACGCGCUGGACAGGUGCUGCUGGUCCCACCGGUGCUGCCUGCAGCAGGUGCGGAGGCUGGGCUGCCGGCGCGGGAGGCUGCCUCGGCCGCCGGUGGUGUGUGCGGAUGGCGCCCCCAAGUGUGUGGGCCGGAGCCUGUGCGAGCAGCUGCUCUGUGCCUGUGAGCAGACGGCGGCCGAGUGCAUGGCGUCGGCCUUCUUCAACCAGAGCCUCGCGUCGCCAGGCAGCCCGGAGUGCCAGGGCCCCCCACACCCCUGCGAGGACGGCGGGCAAGGAGUGCUCUCUGCGCCCUCCCUGGGCUCCAGCUCCGAGGAGAACAGCGAGGAGGCGCUGCCCCCCGCCGCACACGGGAGAACCAGGAGGUUUCUGGGGAGGUCACCUGGUCCCGUGGGGGCCAGCCACACCCUGGCCCCAGACAGAGCCCCGGAGAAAUGA